GCUACAUUUUUUGUGGUUUUGGGGUUUUCUUUUUUACGGUUUUUCCCCCCGCCCCCGAAGCCGCCGUUCCGGGGUUUUUAUCCGACAAAACCGUUCAUUCCCGCCCCGCGGUGGGGACUGCGGGGACCGGGACGGUGCUGCGGGAGGGGCUGAAGCGAAGCCACGCCCCCUCCUCUGCAGACCCCGCCCACAAAGGGGCGGAGCCUCGCCCCGCGGAUCGCGCCCCCUCCUCUUUAACAAAGGGCCGCGGCCCCUUUAAGCGGCGCCAUGGCGGCCGCAGCCAAUGGGCGCGCGCGCCGCACGGCGGGCCCUGAUUGGCCGCGGGCGAGGCCCCGCCCCCCCGGCCGGCGCUGUCCCGGUGCUGAACGCGGCCAUGAGCGGCGGCGUCUACGGCGGCGAUGAGGUCGGGGCCCUGGUGUUCGACAUCGGCUCCUUCUCGGUGCGGGCCGGCUAUGCCGGCGAGGAUUGUCCCAAGGCGGAUUUCCCCACCACGGUGGGGCUGCUGUCCCCGGACGAGGUGUCCCUGGAGCUGGACGGGGACAAGGACAAGAAGGGGGGCAAGGUUUAUUACAUCGACACCAACGCCCUGCACGUGGCCCGCGAGGGCGUGGAGGUCCUGUCACCGCUCAAGAACGGCAUGAUCGAGGACUGGGAGUGUUUUCAGGCCAUCCUGGACCACACCUACGGCAAGCACGUCAAGUCGGAGCCGGGGCUGCACCCGGUGCUCAUGUCCGAGGCGCCGUGGAACACCAGGGCCAAGCGGGAGAAGCUGACGGAGCUGAUGUUCGAGCACUACAACAUCCCGGCCUUCUUCCUCUGCAAGACGGCCGUGCUCACCGCCUUCGCCAACGGCCGCAGCACGGGGCUGGUGCUGGACUCGGGGGCCACCCACACCACGGCCAUCCCCGUGCACGACGGGUACAUCCUGCAGCAAGGCAUCGUGAAGUCGCCCCUGGCCGGGGAUUUCAUCUCCAUGCAGUGCCGGGAGCUGUUCCAGGAGCUCAACAUCGACAUCGUGCCCCCCUACAUGAUCGCUGCCAAGGAGCCGGUGAGGGAAGGGGCCCCCCCGAGCUGGAAGAAGAAGGAGAAGCUGCCCCAGGUGUCCAAGUCCUGGCACAACUUCACCUGCAAUGAGGUGAUCCAGGACUUCCAGGCCUCAGUGCUGCAGGUCUCGGACUCUCCCUAUGACGAGCAGGUGGCAGCGCAGAUGCCGACGGUUCACUACGAGAUGCCCAACGGGUACAACACUGACUACGGGGCCGAGCGGCUCCGCAUCCCUGAGGGGCUCUUUGACCCCUCCAACGUCAAGGGUCUCUCGGGGAACACCAUGCUGGGCGUGGGACACGUGGUCACCACCAGCAUCGGGAUGUGUGACAUCGACAUCCGGCCGGGUCUCUACGGCAGCGUCAUUGUCACCGGGGGGAACACGCUGCUGCAGGGCUUCACCGACCGCCUGAACCGGGAGCUGGCCCAGAAAACUCCCCCUAGCAUGCGGCUGAAGCUCAUCGCCAGCAACAGCACCAUGGAGCGGCGCUUCAGCCCCUGGAUCGGGGGCUCCAUCCUGGCCUCGCUCGGCACCUUCCAGCAGAUGUGGAUCUCCAAGCAGGAGUACGAGGAGGGCGGGAAGCAGUGCGUGGAGCGCAAGUGCCCCUGAGGGGGCUGCCAGCCCCUGAGGGGAAAAAUGUGGAAAAAAACCAUUAAAGCUCGCAAAACCUACCAGAAACGAGCUGUGAGACACCUGUGGGGCUUGGUGGCGGUGGGGGUUAAAGGCGGCUGUUCGUGUGUGGGGCUCCGGGACUUUUCCGCCGAUUUUGGCGGUUUUCGCCUCAAAACGAAGCGCGGGCAGCGAUUCCCGCGUGCCGGGUCACGUGACCAAGGGUGGUUGUGUCACGAGGGGCGCGGGAGGCGCGUGCCGGGACACUGCGCCGGCGCGAGAGCGCGUGACAGCGAGGGGCGGGAAAGAGGGGCGCGCGCCAGACACCGCGCUGCUCUCGCGAGACGCGGCGGCGCCGCCGCGCGGCCGCAGCGAGAACUGCGCGCUGUUUCUCGCGAGACCCGCGCGCGCGCGCCGUGCGUUCCGUUACCGGGCGCGUUGGGCGGGGGCGGGGGGGAGAACCGGUUCGGUGACAUCACGAACGGAACGGUAACGUGAGUACGCGGCCCAGGGACGGAGGAGACACCGGCGCUGGAACGGGAGGGGGUGUGUGGGCAGAAGGCGCUCGCACUGCGCACGCGCAGCCCCCGCACGGACUCCAUCUACCGGCAGCCUCUGCGCGCGCGGCGAGGCCCUCGCGCAGAGCGGCCUCUUCCCGCCUGCUCCGCCUUCCAGCCGCCGACCCUCCCCGUCCCCGCUCCUCGCCCUUCCCUCGGACCUUCAGCAGGGUCCCCCCCACUCCCUCCCCUCCUGCUCCGCCCGCCGUUCUCCCCCGGUCUCGGGGCAGGCGCUCGCCGCGGUCACCCCGAGCUCUUCAGGCCCCCUUUGUCUCCCCGCGCGCCGACUCCCGUUAUUGGCCGCCGCGCGCUCCGCGGCCGCUCCUA
Poecile atricapillus (Black-capped chickadee) is the source of this 2538-nucleotide messenger RNA. RefSeq names its product actin like 6B (gene ACTL6B). The record is from RefSeq and is a predicted model, not a curated record. Gene Ontology annotation, biological process: nervous system development; regulation of transcription by RNA polymerase II. The coding region runs from base 284 to 1654 and encodes 456 amino acids. Gene Ontology annotation, cellular component: NuA4 histone acetyltransferase complex; SWI/SNF complex. The transcript has 14 exons. Gene Ontology annotation, molecular function: chromatin binding. NCBI's taxonomy places the organism in Eukaryota, Metazoa, Chordata, Aves, Passeriformes, Paridae.